Carassius auratus (goldfish) is the source of this 1536-nucleotide messenger RNA. RefSeq lists its product as uncharacterized. The transcript has 7 exons. Bases 1 to 1305 code for a protein of 434 amino acids. Gene Ontology annotation, biological process: proteolysis. Gene Ontology annotation, molecular function: cysteine-type peptidase activity. NCBI's taxonomy places the organism in Eukaryota, Metazoa, Chordata, Actinopteri, Cypriniformes, Cyprinidae. The record is from RefSeq and is a predicted model, not a curated record.
AUGUCUUCAGCAUGCUUCUUUGCUGCAGUUAAAGUCCGCCAGAAGCCAGUGGAAGGACAGAAGACAGUCUCUGACCCCAGUGUGGCUGGAAACAAGCCAGAUAAGGCUGCAGUUAAAGUCCGCCAGAAGCCAGUGGAAGGACAGAAGACAGUCUCUGACCCCAGUGUGGCUGGAAACAAGCCAGAUAAGGCUGCAGUUAAAGUCCGCCAGAAGCCAGUGGAAGGACAGAAGACAGUCUCUGACCCCAGUGUGGCUGGAAACAAGCCAGAUAAGGCUGCAGUUAAAGUCCGCCAGAAGCCAGUGGAAGGACAGAAGACAGUCUCUGACCCCAGUGUGACUGGAAACAAGCCAGAUAAGGCUGCAGUUAAAGUCCGCCAGAAGCCAGUGGAAGGACAGAAGACAGUCUCUGACCCCAGUUUGACUGGAAACAAGCCAGAUAAGGAACUUUUACAGAAAACUGACAUUCUCCCAAGCAAACAUGGCAGUACAAAAAAAUCUAUUAACAAGAAUUAUGGUCCACGCUGGCAAGGAGCAGACCCCUCCAAAAAUAUCUCAGUAAAAAGACUAAAAAUUAAUCCACAGGCCCCAAAAGGUAGCAAAAUGACUGCCUUACUCCAUCCACACCAUUGGCUUAGCAGUGAUGACAUUGAUUUUGCAUCUUACUUGCUUGCAAAUGAGUACCCACACAUCGAUGGCUUUCAGUCAACUCUUUUAUUCAGUGUUUUACAUAAUGGAGGUGUUGUGGGUACUCCAAGCGGGCAGUUUGUACAAAUUCUACACACUGGGGGCAACCACUGGGUAACUGCUAGCAACCUGUUUUGCCCAAAAAAUCAGGUUUGCAUAUACGACAGUCUAUCAACCGUGAUGUACAACAAAGAAAAACAAAUCCUGUCUUGGUUGCUUAGGCCAGUGGAAGACCAAUUUUUGGUUACUUACCCUGUUGUCCAACAACAGUCAAAUUCUAGCAACUGUGGCUUGUUUGCAAUAGCAUUUGCUUUUGUAUUAUGCUGUAACCUGAGGCCAGAAAACUGCCAGUUCCGCGAGGGUAGAUUGAGAGCAGAACUUGUAUCUUCUUUCCAGAAGGGACGAAUGCUUUUCAAAACAGAGCCAAGACUUAACAAGGCAAAAUCCACACAAACACUUGUGAAUGUGUACUGCUUAUGCAGGACUGCACACUGCAAUGAAGUCAUGGUUGAAUGUACUUCAUGCAAGAGGUGGUAUCAUCCGAACUGUGCACAGAUACCCCAAAAUGCAAUUACUGGGGAUGAUGACUGGCACUGCCCCAAUUGUACUGGCAAAAUCUAAGCCAAUGUGGGAAGUAAAAUGUGUGUAUGGGAAGUAUGGUUCAUUACUAUUUACAUUACUAUUUACUAUAUACAUUGCUUUACAUGUUUAAAUUGUUAUUGUUUCAGUAGUAUUUAAAUUGUUUUCAAUUCAUUUUAAUAUAGCCAUGUAAAGUUAAGUUUUGCAAAUGUCAAGUGUGAAGUAAUUUUAUUAGUAAUUUAAGUAUUUUACAAUUUUCAUUAUAUGCACAGU